CCUUGCACUCCCCUCCACUAGGCUUGAAAGUGCUUUGACAGUGUGUAAUUGCACACUGCACUAUAAUAUACAGGUGUUCCGGCAGGAUUUAGAGCUCCACUUCGUUUCAGACCUGCUCGGAACGUAAAGGUGAAAAUUCCAACAUGACCUCCUACCAAAGCAAGAACAUCCGCACCUCAACUUCCUCCAAGUUGAAAGACGACAGCUGGAUCAGAAAAGACGAGGAUGAAUACGAAGCAGUCGACCGAGAUCCGAACUUUGGCUCAUCUGUUCUCAGCCACUACAGAUCCACCGAUAGUCUGAGCAGCUCUGUGACCGAAAAUACACAAAUUACCAGGUCAACAAGUGUACAAGCUCUCACAAAGAGAUUCAGCGGGAGUCAGGAUGAGCUGCCAGGCAGCUCUUACACCAAGUCCAGAGUCUCUUACACUCAGAGCUCUCCCUCCUACAGGAGAAGCGAUGAACCGGAUUCAAGCACCACCACCACAAGUGUAAGCAAGGAUGGCACAAUCACCGAAACCACGGUCACUACCACCAGUCAGAAUCUCAGGAAAAGUCCAAUGACGAGUCCAACCAGGACUGCAACGUUCAGUGAGCGCGUGCAAAGCUUCAGCAAAGGUGCUGAGGACAAGCUGUACGACAUCCCUAGUAUCCCCAAAGAUGAAAGUGGAGACAGCAGCAGAGCAAGUCUCUCCAGCAGCGAGACUAUGACUGUCACGCGAACCAUUAAUGGGGCUGAGGAUCAGCUGUAUGACACCCUGCUGCCAAAAGGCAUCUCUUCUACUCAGUCUUCAUCUUACAGCACCUCAAGUGUGACAAAAAGAGAGACUGUGACCGUGGAGAGCACCCCACUUCCACUGUCUUCAUCGUCCUCCUUGCGUUCCACCAGCCGCACUUACACUGAGGAAAUACCCGGCGGUCGCAUCUCCUCGUACACCGUCAGCACCAACAGCUUGCCCAAUGAUGAUUACAGCAGUAAAAGUGGCAGCUACUACUACUCGCCAUCUUCCUCUACUUCCAAGCCCAGCUAUGAAUACAGCAGUAUCAGCAGCCCUACUGAGUACAGCUCCACUACGUACAGGAGCACCAGCAGGUCUGACGACAUACUGUCAAGUCCCAUCUCCUCUACCAAGUCUGUCUACACCAGUUCUGAUAGGACAGUCCAUGAGAAAGACUUAUGCACUUACUGCCAUAAGCCUUUCAACGGGGAGGCCAAAAUGAUCCUGGAUGAUAUGAAGAUUAGCUGCCAUGCCUUCUGCUUCAAGUGCGAAGUAUGCAACGGCACGCUGAGUCACCUGAAAGCUGGCGACUGCAUGUGGGUGUACAACCACAUGGUGCACUGCGAGAACUGCUUCGAUGUGACCAGAGAAAAAUGGCGUCACUGAAUAAGCACCUCGACGUCCAAUGGAGAACAACAAGUUAUGCAAUAAUAUGAACAAAAUUUUGAAGGGGUCACAUGGGUUCUGUUGCAUUUUAUAUUUGUAUUCAUUCAGGUGUUUGUUUGGGAGGUUCAUGAAAUAUAUUUCGGUACUAAGGUAAUUAUAUUCUAUACAGUAUCUAAUCUAAAAUAUUGUGUGAAGGCUUUAAAGGGACUCUUUUGUUUGUAAUAUGAUACCAAUACUGUGAUGUGGAUGGCCGGGGUUGUUUUUCCUGUGUGCAAUAAAAACAAUCACUGUAUUGAUAUCA
Molecule: messenger RNA, 1686 nt
Organism: Corythoichthys intestinalis (scribbled pipefish)
Lineage: Eukaryota; Metazoa; Chordata; Actinopteri; Syngnathiformes; Syngnathidae
Gene: scel
Product: sciellin
Exons: 20
Coding region: 144-1385 (413 amino acids)
Biological process (GO): epidermis development
Cellular component (GO): cytoplasm
Source: RefSeq, a predicted model, not a curated record